ACAGCAACUGUGGAGCGCAAUUUUAGUACAAUGAAUGGAAUAUUAACUGGUUUACGAAAUCGCUUAACAACAGAACAUUUGGAAAAAUUAAUGCGAAUAUCAAUAGAAGGACCAGCUGAUUUAGAUGAUGAUAUAAAAAAUAUAAUUAUUGAUAAUUGGAAAAGUAAAAAAUUACGGGAAAUUUCGGUUUAA
Molecule: messenger RNA, 192 nt
Organism: Rotaria sordida
Lineage: Eukaryota; Metazoa; Rotifera; Eurotatoria; Philodinida; Philodinidae
Source: the annotation of a GenBank genome assembly